Aspergillus glaucus CBS 516.65 is the source of this 878-nucleotide messenger RNA. RefSeq lists its product as uncharacterized. NCBI's taxonomy places the organism in Eukaryota, Fungi, Ascomycota, Eurotiomycetes, Eurotiales, Aspergillaceae. The transcript is spliced from 2 exons. The record is from RefSeq and is a predicted model, not a curated record. Bases 21 to 878 code for a protein of 285 amino acids.
GACCUAUCAGCUUAACCAUCAUGGCUACUGUUCAACGUCACCCACUCCACAGUCUUGGCCCAAUCCAUCCGCCCAAAGUCGACAAGAGUGCGAUCAAACCGUCCCUCGCGAGGAAAAUCAACAUCCGUGUCAAGGAUCCAUUGGACCACGCAGCCCCAGCCAUUCUACACGAGCCACGCAAAUACAGCGUCGACGAUGCCAAUGCGUCAGCCGCGGUAUUGGUCAGUGGUGCUGGCGGAGGCGUGAGCGGACCAGCCGGAAUCUACCCAUCACUAGCGGACAAGCUAUCCCUCCUCCUCUCCAUCCCCUGCAUCCGCCUCGACUACCGCCUCGCCGCAGACACAGACCACUGCACCGCCGACAUCAUCGCCUCCCUAAACUAUCUCUCGCAGCACUACAAAUCCACGAACUUUGUCCUCGUCGGCUGGUCCUUCGGCGGCAGCCCCUGCUUCACAGCCGCAGCCGAAGAACCAAACCGAAUCCGCGGCGUCGCGACCAUCGCCUCGCAGACCGCCAGAACAGCGGGCGUAAAGGGUUUGGCGCCAAGGCCGUUGCUGCUACUGCAUGGGUUGGGGGAUAAUGUGCUGGGGAGUGAGUGUUCGGAGGCGUUGUAUCGGCAGUAUGGGGAUGAGAGUGAAAAUGGGGGGGAGAGGGUGAUUAAGUUGUUUGAGAGGGGGGAUCAUGGGUUGAGUGGGUUGGGGCCGGAGGUGGAGGGGUUGUUGUUGGGUUUUAUUGGGAGGGUGCUUGGGUUUGAGAAGCAGUUGGGCGAGCCGGAGACCAGGGGGGUUGCUGGGGAGGAUUUUGUGGGUGGGGAGGGGGAGAGGGUUAGGGAGAUGGAGGAGGGGAGGGAUUUGGAAGGGGAGGUGUUGAGUGUUUGA